Dioscorea cayenensis subsp. rotundata (Guinea yam) is the source of this 2420-nucleotide messenger RNA. RefSeq names its product pentatricopeptide repeat-containing protein At5g39980, chloroplastic. The record is from RefSeq and is a predicted model, not a curated record. Gene Ontology annotation, molecular function: protein binding. The coding region runs from base 5 to 2014 and encodes 669 amino acids. Lineage: Eukaryota; Viridiplantae; Streptophyta; Magnoliopsida; Dioscoreales; Dioscoreaceae. The transcript has 3 exons.
AGCAAUGGCCGCACUCGCGGCAUCCAUCCCCAGUCCCCAUUCCUCCCCUUCUCUCCCACUCAAGCAACGUCUCUCCGCCAUUAGCGCCACCACCAAGCUCGCCAUUCCACCCCCCUCCUCCUCCUCUUCGUUCCCAUCCAAGCAAGUAUGGAGAAACCCGAACCUUUCCCGCCACCAGCACCACCGAUACAUCGAUCGCAGCAUCAACAUGGACGAACUCCUGUCCCUCCUCAGCCGCACCACUACCGCCGAGGAGCUCCACGCUGUGAUGUCCCCCUACGCCGGCGGUGGCCGAACCCCUCUUCUCUCCCUCCGCUUCAUGGUCUCCUUGCUUUCACGCGAGCCUGAUUGGCGCCGCUCCGUCGCUCUCCUCGAUUGGAUGCUUGGCCCGGCCGGCUACUCCCCUUCCGUCUUCGCCUACAAUGUCGCACUUCGCAACGCCCUCCGCGCCCGGCAAUGGUCUUUUGCCUCUGGCCUCGUUCUCGAGAUGCGAUCCCACCAUUCUCUCUCCCCCGAUCGCGUCACCUAUUCGACCCUCAUCUCCUACCUCGCCCGCGCCGGCCUCCUCGACGCCGCCCUCCUCUGGCUCCGUCGGAUGGACGCUGAUCGUGUCUCUCCCGACCUCGUCCUCCAUACCACCCUCAUUGAGCUUGCCCUCAAGCUCAACGACCACUCCAAGGCCGUCUCCAUCGCCUCCCGCCUCCUCGGCUCCUCCUCUCCCCUCGACCUCGUCGCCUUCAACUCCAUCAUCCACGCCUUCUCCCGCGCCGGCCUCCUCCGCGAAGCCCAGCAACUGCUUGUUGAAAUGCGCGAAAACCACCAAGUCCCCCCUGACACGGUCACCUACUCCACAAUCCUCUGCGCUCUCGUCGCCCGCGGCCGGUACCUCGAGGCGCUGUCCCUCUUCUCAGAAAUGAGAGAUCGCCGGGUGCCUCUCGAUCUCAUGACUGUCAACAUCAUGAUCGACGCUUACGGCCAGCUUGACAUGGCACGCGAGGCCGACCGGCUCUUCUGGAGCGUGCGCAAGCUCGGUCUUGAACCCAGCAUCGUCACCUACAACACCAUGCUCCGUGUCUAUGGCGACGCUGAGCUUUUUGGUGAGGCCAUUCAUCUCUUUCGUUUGAUGCAAAGAAAAGAAAUUCAGCAGAAUGUAGUUACUUACAAUACAAUGAUUAAAAUUUAUGGGAAAUCUCUGGAGCAUGAGAAAGCAGGGAAUUUGAUGCAAGAGAUGCAGCUGAAGGAGAUUCAGCCUAAUGCCAUUACCUACUCUACCAUUAUAUCCAUAUGGGCUCGAGCUGGAAAGCUCGAACGGGCAGCUAAGCUAUUCCAGAAGCUGAGGAGUUCUGGAGCAGAAAUUGACCCAGUGCUUUACCAAACAAUGAUAGUCGCUUAUGAGAGGGCAGGGCUUGUUGGACAUGCUAAGCGUUUGCUACAUGAGCUUAAACAUCCUGAGGGCAUUGCCAAGGAGACUGCUGUUGCUAUUCUUGCGAAUGCUGGCAGGGUUGAGGAGGCUACAUGGGUGUUCAGGCAAGCGGCUGAGGCUGGGGAGGUGAAGGACAUUACUGUUUUCAAGUGUAUGAUGGAUUUGUAUUCAAGGAACCGAAGGCAUGUGAAUGUCAUUGAGGUUUUUGAGAAAAUGAGAGCAGCUGGGUUCUUCCCGGACUCUGAAGUGAUUGCUGUUGUCUUGAAUGCUUAUGGGAAGCUGCAGGAGUUUGAUAAAGCUGAUGCUGUGUAUAAGGAGAUGGAGGAGGAGGGUUGUAUUUUCUCAGAUAAGGUGCAUUUCCAGAUGUUGAGUUUGUUGGGUAUGAAGCGGGAUUUCUCAAGAGUGGAAUCUCUGCUUGAAAAGCUUAGUGCUGAUCCAAACAUUGACAAGAAAGAGUUGAAUCUUGUGGCUGCCAGUGUUUAUGAAAGAGCAAAUAAAUUGGAUGAAGCAUCACGGUUCGUCAGCCAGAUAAGAAAAAGAGCUUCUUCAAAUCCCUUGGCACUGGACCUAGAGCUGUAUUCGUCUGUAUAGAAAAGGAUCAAUUCAUCUAUGUGCUUGAGAUGCUUGAAGGAGCAGCUGCCUUUUUUGCUAUUGGGUUUGAAAAAACUUCAUGCAGUCAUGAAAGAUCAGAGCUUGCAGAUGGUUUCAAUAUGAGCUCUUCAUAGACAUCAACAGCAAGUUCAUUCUCUUAAUAUAAUGGUAAUUAAGUUUAUCAUUGGACAGAAAGACUACAAUUCGGUCAAGCUACUGAGUCAUGUACUCCAACGUGACUCAGUUGGAUCAAAUAUGUCCUAUUCCCACAUUUAAUGUGUAUAUUUCUAAAUAUGUUGGUUUAUUUGGUAAAAGAAAAUAAAAUUUCCCAGGGGUUUAUCUUGUGUUAUUCAUAAAUAAAUAAAUGUAGAAUAACUAUCCAUUUCAACAUUGUUCUUUUUCUUUA